Messenger RNA from Trematosphaeria pertusa, 489 nucleotides. RefSeq lists its product as uncharacterized. NCBI's taxonomy places the organism in Eukaryota, Fungi, Ascomycota, Dothideomycetes, Pleosporales, Trematosphaeriaceae. The annotation marks the transcript as partial. The transcript has a single exon. The record is from RefSeq and is a predicted model, not a curated record.
GCAAUUGAUCACAUUGACGACAUCCUGCUCAUGGGGCCCCGCGUCUGCAAAGGCCUCACAGAGUUUAUCUUCCACUACACCGACCCCGACCGCGAGAAGCCUAUGGCCUGCCACUCUCUGACCGCUGACGCCGUUAUCCGCCUAGCCAAGGCAUGUCCCAAUCUUAAGAAGGUCCUGCUACAGGGCACAUGCCGCCUUGGUGACGACGUCUUGCUCACCUUCUUUAAAAACUGCGCCAAUCUUACCUUCCUGGAGAUCACCGGCUCGCAUUACACCUCUGGACGCGCUCUCAGUGAGCUGUGCGAGCACGACAACUGGGUCCCGAAAUUGAAGAAGCUGCGGCUGGACGAUGAUAACAUCAGGAAGCCUUUCAUGAAGGCGAUGCGAGACUUGACCAAGCAGAGACAAGCGACCGUAGUCGAGCUCGUUAGAACAUCGGAGUACAAAAAGUGGGGCGAUUUCUAUCUGGAGAUGGAUCACGACAGUUAC